Triticum turgidum subsp. durum (durum wheat) is the source of this 300-nucleotide messenger RNA. Lineage: Eukaryota; Viridiplantae; Streptophyta; Magnoliopsida; Poales; Poaceae. The record is from the annotation of a GenBank genome assembly.
AUGAGGAAAGGCGCUCUCGCUCUCUACCUCCUCCUCCUACUCACCUUUGCUUCCAUGGCGGAGGAGGAUGCAGCUCAUCAUCGUCUGAGGCCUCAUCAACAUGAAACCCAAGGGGAGAGGAUGCAAACUGCCAGGAAGGUUGGGCGCAUGGCAGGUGGCUCUGGAGAAGGCAGCGGUAGGAACACUGGUGGUGGCGCCGCAGACACAGGGCCGCGCCGCACCAAGAACGGCGGCACUGUGGCCUCUGCUUUGGCGCUGGUUUUCACAGCUACCGCCCUUCUCUCCACGCUCAGCUUCUGA